Rhopalosiphum maidis (corn leaf aphid) is the source of this 1125-nucleotide messenger RNA. RefSeq lists its product as uncharacterized. The record is from RefSeq and is a predicted model, not a curated record. Bases 182 to 973 code for a protein of 263 amino acids. The transcript has 5 exons. Lineage: Eukaryota; Metazoa; Arthropoda; Insecta; Hemiptera; Aphididae.
AUUGAAGUAGGUAUUAAUAGUUCAUGCCGUUCAUGAUAUUAAUUAUAUUAUAAUAAUAUUACAUAUUUAUGUGGAGUAUGUAGUACUAUGGACUAAGAUAGUAAGACAUAUAUUACAAUAAGAAACAAUAAUUGUCGGAAAUUGUUUUGUUCCUCAUUGUCAUGAGGGUUACAAAUCUCAAAUGAAAAAAAACAAAUUACUUGGAAUAAAACAUAAAACAAUGUUUAAAGCACCGAAGGAUGUACUUCUUCUGGAGAAAUGGUCUAAAGCAAUUCAACGAACUGAUAGAGAAUUACGUCCUGGGAUUGAUAGUGUAUGUGAAAAACAUUUUGAUGAAGCUUAUAUAUCUAGAUAUUUUGAAACUAAGAUGCCCGAUGGGUCAAUUAAUCGGAUAGAAAGGGGUAGAUUAUCAUUAAAAAAAAAUGCGGUUCCAUCAAUAUUUUCAGAUUUACCACAGAAUAUAACCAUUAUUGAACCGAUUAAAAAAACUAAGCUGAAUAAUGAUUCAAGUACAAUUGAUAAUAUAACUGAAACUUAUAAUAAUUUAAAAGAUGCAUUAAAAAAUAUGAAUUUACCAACUGAAUGGUUUUUUUGUUGUGCACAUAGUUCAUUGUUAUUAGGUUAUUUAGAUUCUAAUUAUGAACUAAUAAAAAAAAUUAUAAUUUCAAGUAAUGACCUAAAUUUAAAGGUAUUUAUUAAAAAUAAUCAAGUAAGCAUAACACAGACACUGGUUACAUGUAUUGACGAUAUUAAGAAUAUUCUAAAAACUGUUGAUGAUAUUAAAGUGUGCACCGAAACUGGAAUUGAUAAUUGUACAAAAUCUGAUCAAUGUUAUGUCGAAUGCUCUAAAGAAAGGAAAUUUAAUAUGGAUAUUCAAGGAAUACGUAAAAAAAAGAAUAACAGAAAACCAAUUACAAACAUUUUUAUAAAGAAUGUUUACUGUAAUAAACAGCGUAAUAUAAAGUUUGUUUAGUUAAAAAGGUCAACCAGGGAAAGGGAAAGUGGAGAAAUGGGAUUAAUGAUAGAAAAAGUUAGGGUAAAAUUAACUUGGUAAAGUUAAAUUAAUUAGAACAACUAAAUGUGAUAUUAAUUAAUUAAAAUUUUAUUUUUUUUAUACUUGGUAUA